This is a messenger RNA of Chara braunii, 2894 nucleotides long. Lineage: Eukaryota; Viridiplantae; Streptophyta; Charophyceae; Charales; Characeae. The record is from the annotation of a GenBank genome assembly.
GGACUUCCAAUGGAUGUCCCUUCCCCGGUCCGGUCGAUUGCCGGAACCGCAUUGCAACGUACUCAUGACACAAUUGCGGGAUUACUUGCACACUGCAGUACCAGCUCCGUUGAUGGACGCCGGAGUAAAGGUUGUCCACCUUCACAACUACAUUGCGAAGAUCGACAGCGAGUUCAAGACACAAUGGUACGACGACAUCGACACGCCAUUGUUAUACAUACGCAUUCAGAUCGGAGAGGCGACCUGCAGCGCUUUGAUUGAUUGCGGAACUACUCGCAACUACAUGAGCCAAGACUUUAUGGUACGCUUUGGCCUUGGGCCACACGUUCGGAGGAAGUCGCAGCCCACGCAGGUCACGUUGGCCGACGGUCACAUGCACAAGUCAAUCGACCGGUGCAUCGAUGUCGUCCCCGUGUACUUUGCCCCGCAUGCAAGCGAGGCCGUGUCCUUCGACAUUUUGGACACCAAGUUCGACAUGAUCUUGGGCAUGUCAUGGCUGCGAAGCGAGGACCGCCUGGCGAACUUCUACCACCGCACCGUUCACGUUCGUGAUCGGAACGGAGUACUAGUCCCAUGCACGGUGCCUCCUCCUCACCCUUCGAUCAGCUGCCACGUGGUGUCCGCCGCAAGUAUUCGAGCUUCCAUCAUCCGGGAUGACAUAGAGGAGAUGAGGGUGUGUUUUCUCCAUGCCCUCCCGCCCCAAGACAUUCCAUCGACAAACUCACCACCGGACCCACGCAUCACCGAGCUUCUCGACGCCUACGGCGACGUGUUCGAAACACCGCACGGAGUAGUACCGGAUCGGCCCAUCCGCCACGAGAUCAUCCUCGAGGACGGGGUCGUACCUCCACGUGGUUGCAUCAACCGCAUGAGCGAGGAAGAGUUAAGUGUGCUAAGGGCACAGCUCGACGAUCUUCUCGAGAAAAGCUGGAUUCGGCCUAGCUCUUCGCCAUACAGUGAUCCCGUUCUCUUCGUCCGGAAGAAGAAGAAGGAGCUGCGGUUGUGCAUCGAUUAUCGCAAGCUCAACACACAAACCAUCAAGAACGCCGGCCCUCUUCCGCGCAUCGACGACCUCCUCGAACGACUGGGCGGCGCCAAGUUCUUCUCCAAGCUUGACCUCAAAUCGGGAUAUCACCAACUCGAGAUCCGGCAGGAGGACCGCUACAAGACCGCGUUUAAGACGCGAUAUGGGCAUUUCGAAUGGUUGGUUAUGCCUUUUGGCCUUACGAAUGCCCCGGCUACAUUCCAAGCGGCUAUGACAACGGAGUUCCGACACAUGCUGGAUAGAUUCGUACUCAUCUACCUCGAUGACAUCUUGGUGUACAGUCGGAGUUUGGACGAGCAUGUGGAGCACCUGCGCAGCGUUUUGGAGCGGCUACGACAAGCUAAGUACGAAGCCAACCGCGACAAAUGCGAAUUUGCGCGGCAAGAGCUGGAGUACUUGGGACAUUAUGUGACGCCGCAAGGCAUCCAUCCGCUUGCAGACAAGAUCGAGGCCAUCCGUGUAUGGCCCGAGCCCACCAACACCACGGGCGUUCGCUCAUUCAUGGGGUUGGCAGGCUACUAUCAACGCUUCAUCACCGGGUACUCAAGGAUUGCCGCACCUAUGAUGAGAUUACAAUCGCCAAAGGUGUCAUUCGUAUUCGAUGACGACGCACGCCGAUCAUUCCAAGCACUCAAGACGGCCAUGCUCAUGGCACCCGUCCUUAGCAUCUAUGACCCCACCCUGCCAAUGAGAGUGACAACCGACGCUUCCGGCUAUGGCAUUGGGGCAGUCCUGGAACAACAUGACGACGACGACUGCCACCCUGUGGAGUAUUUCAGCCACAAAGUGCCUCCCAUCAAUUCACUUGAUGAUGCAAGGAAGGAGCUGCUCGCGUUCGUGAUGGCUCUCAAGCGAUGGCGACACUUCCUCCUUGGGUGUUGUAGGUUCACAUGGGUCACGGACAACAACCCAUUGACCUACUACAAGACGCAGGAUACGGAGUCUGGCACGAAGAUGAAACCAAGUUCGGCUCGGCAUCCACAAACGGACGGGCAAACGGAGCGGGCACAUCAAACCGCUCAAAUGAUGCUUUGUACGCUCAUCCAUCCGGAUCAGAAGGAUUGGGUUGACCGCCUCCCCGACAUCGAGUUCGCCUACAACACUUUGUUGCAUCCGGCGAUCAGCAUAACUCCAUUCGAGUUGCACCACGGUGGCCGGAAAGGCCGUAUCUUCGCUGAUCUUCUCCUCCCACGAACAGCCGACAUAGACGUUGCUUCCUCCCCCGCUUCCGUUCAGAAGUACAGGGAAUUGCUGGCUCAAGCCCGCGCAAACAUGCAAAAGGCUCAAGUCUGCAUGCAGCAGCAAGCCAACAGGCAUUGCGUGCCAUGUCCCAUCCGCGCCGGUGAUCUGGUGUGGGUCUCCGCGGAAGAGUUUGCACUCGAACGAGAUGUUUCACGCAAACUGCUUCCCAAGUGGUUUGGACCAUGGCCCGUAACAUCAGCCGCGGGCGAUGAGCCCGAUGGCCCCUCAUUUGUGAUCAACAUUCCCCCGCAUCUGACGGUCCAUCCAGUCUUUCACGCCUCGAAGCUGGCAACAUAUACACCAUUCAAGAGCGACGACUUCCCGGGCCGAAGAUCACAAGAUCCUCCAUCUAUGGAUGGUCAUCAGGAGGUUCACCGCGUCAUCACGGAUCGCAAGUACGGCAGCAAGCCUCGACAAUACAAAGUUACAUUCAAAGCAUGCGAUCCCGACAACACUCGGUGGAUUUCAGGAACAAAUUUGAAAGCAUCCGCACAGCUGAUCUACGCUCACUACGAGUGACAAAGGUUAGCUCAGGGAACUUCACGACCUGCCCCUCCCACCCGGACUGUGGUCCCUCCCUCAGACAGACAGCUUCGCCCUCGCAAGU